Messenger RNA from Exophiala mesophila, 669 nucleotides. RefSeq lists its product as uncharacterized. The record is from RefSeq and is a predicted model, not a curated record. NCBI's taxonomy places the organism in Eukaryota, Fungi, Ascomycota, Eurotiomycetes, Chaetothyriales, Herpotrichiellaceae. The transcript has 3 exons. Bases 1 to 669 code for a protein of 222 amino acids.
AUGGAUAUGUACUACAGCAUGCCUGCUACCACGUAUCUCCCUCCUGCCGGUCAUUGGGAAGACACUGCCGACUGGCCAAAAUCCUAUUACUACAUUCCUAACCAGAGCCCUGCACCACAGGGAAUUCACCCACCAGGACCGAUCUACUCUGCCGCACCUACAACGACAUCUGCACAACCCGCAAUGUACUACUACCCUGGUGGACAAGGCUUCGCCGCAGGAUACUAUGCCAAUGGCAUGUACUACGGUAGUCAAGCACCUUCUGCACCCGCUUCUGGUUGGCCCUUUGCUGGGCUAGCAGGUAAUCCUCUGACCCCCGGUACCCUCUGGAGCCCAGCAAGCGCCACAGCCCAGGUUGCUGCUGCCAUCGCCGCCAAUACAGCACUCGCUCAGCAGCCCAAUGCACCAUCGUACUUUGUCGGUGGUACCCCUACUGAAAUUGCCACCCAAGCCGCCAUCAUUCAAGCAAACCUCGCUGCUCUCUCUGCAGCUCAGCAACCCACCACACAUGCACCAUUCAAGCCCGGCAAUGGCUCUCAAGUCUGGGUCAAGGAGGUUGACGGAAGCUGGACACUGAAGGAUCUUACUGAUGCGAUCGAUUUGGGUCCUGGUCACUGGGAACAACAUGCUGUGAGCAAGUAUUGGUACUUUAUCAAGCACGUUGCGUGA